CAAUACUAGGAAACUUCUGAACAAACAAACGUAACUAACUCGCUAAUUACUGAACUAUAAAUCUCUAAUGACCUAAUACAACAACAACUAUAUAAUACGAAAAAAACAACCAGAAUCGUCAUUGUUAUUCGAAUUUUCGAACAAAAUUCAAUGAAGAUGGACGCAAGGAUUUUGAUCCUUAGUGCACUAUACAUCGUAACUGAAGUUACUUCAAACGACGUAAGAUUAGGACUCGUUGCUCCAAGCUCAAGGAAAAUUUAUGGCGAAAUAAAAGAAGCAGACCCAGCGCUCUGGAAAAGGACAGAUGACGUCAUAAUUAAUACGCCACACAACGAGAUCAUUAGUGCCGUCUUUGUCACUGAUCUGCGAGAUGACAAAGAUGGAGAAGCAUUCAUCGAAAGUGGCGGAGUUGGGGAGAAAAGUGUGACCAUUGGCCUGAAAAGUCCUAGUAUUUUAAGGGGUUACAAAUUUGAAAUUGAGGUGUAUGGUAAUGAUCCCAGUGCACAGUUUUAUAGUAAGGGUGGUUUUGCGCCUUACAGUGGGGGCGCAAUGUACCCAAGAAAAUAUUAAUUUGUAAUUUUAUUGUUGUCAAAAUGUGUACAUAAUUAAUAAAACAAACCAAACAAAGUUAGAAAUUUUAAGAAAGAGUUUUAAGGGUUUAAAGAGUCGAGUUUUUAAAAUGUAUUUUAUUUGUAAAUAAUUAAAUUAACAAAGAUUUUCAAGGAGUUAUUUUUGUUUCUCAGCGUUGGCCUUAAGCAGACUUUUCUUCUCUAAAUACAGACCAGACAGAUUUCAAAAUAAACUGUAUCUUUAGAUCGCUACUGCUAAUAAUUUCGUUUGCAGUACUGUUUUAUUAAGUAAUUAGAGUGCUGUUCGCGUGUUACAUUUCUUUAUUAUAAUAAAAAUAUGUAUACAAUAAAAUGCAUUCAAUUAUGCUUGUAUUACUUGUAUGUUUAUAGAACUAAUUAAAAUGUGAAUCAGAAGUAAUAGUAAAAUUUAUUCUUAAGUAAAAAAACACAUGUCGUCGCCUUAUUCGGUGUAAGGCAUACUGAUUGCCUCUUAAUGUUUUCCUUAACCGUACGAAUGAGUGUGGAGCUGGGAUUCGAAUCUACGACUUCAGGGAUGAGCCGAACGCUGAAACCUCUAGACUAUGCCAAACGCAAACAAAUCAGAAGUAUCAAGUAGACUAUUUUUAAUAAUUUACUAAAUGUAUUUUUACCUCAUGAAAAUCGCAAGCAAUUACAAAAAAAUUGUGCUAAUAAUUAAACUCUUGCAAAAAACUGGGCACCUAAAGAAAUUUAUGUUCGAAGGUCAAAAUUAGUUAACUAAAUUAUAUUUAAUUGUCCGACGUAGUCUGUGUUCAAGCUAAGAUUUUGGCAAGAGGAGGUCACACUCGUUAUUAGGUUUUUACAUUUGUCACUUUAUUUGAUAUAAAAAUUAUCGGUACACCGGUUUUAAAGUAUGUAUUCAUUAAAAAAAUAUUCAGAAUUCUC
Pieris rapae (cabbage white) is the source of this 1493-nucleotide messenger RNA. RefSeq lists its product as uncharacterized. The transcript has a single exon. The coding region runs from base 151 to 570 and encodes 139 amino acids. The record is from RefSeq and is a predicted model, not a curated record. NCBI's taxonomy places the organism in Eukaryota, Metazoa, Arthropoda, Insecta, Lepidoptera, Pieridae.